CUAUUGCAACACACUCACAAACUGAAACUAGCAGUUCCUUGAGGCAGAGACCUUUACAUGUUUGGAUUCUACCAUGACUAUGAGAAGCUUGCUCUCUGACCAUAGCCACUAUGUUGAAUCUUUUCAUCUGUUCCUUGAGAAUUCAACGGAGCAUCACUGCAUGCUGGAAUUCAUUGAAAAGAAGCUCCUAGGAAUAUUAUCAAGUAUAGGCAAUGGAAAAUCUGCAAUCAAUGUUCUAAGUGUUGGUGGUGGUGCCGCGCUCUCUCUCUCUCUCUCCUCUCUCGCUCUCUCUCCUCCCCGCCCCCUGCUUCCCCUUAUUUGUGUUCUAGGAGAAAUUGACCUUCAGAUUCUCACAAAACUACAAGCUAAAUAUCCUGGGGUUGUCAUUCAUAACGAUGUGGUAGAACCAAGUGCUGAACAAAUAAUCGCCUACAAAGAACGUGUAGCAAACACAUCAAACCUUGAGAACAUAACGUUUACUUGGCACAAGGAGACUUCACUGGAAUAUGAAAGUCGAAUGAAGGCCAGCAAAGAGAUGAGGAAGUGGAACUUCAUCCACAUGAUCCAGAUGCUGUAUUAUGUACAAGACAUCCCAGCUACCAUUAGGUUCUUUCAUAGCCUCUUGGAACCUGGGGCCAAGCUCCUUAUUAUUCUUGUUUCAGGAACCAGUGGCUGGGCCAGACUGUGGAAGAAAUUUGGUCCUCGUUUACCUCUGAAUGAUCUUUGCAUGUAUGUUACAUCUGCUCACAUUGAAGAGAUACUUGAUGGGGCUGGGCAGAGGUACCAGUCUUAUGAGCUUCCAUCUGAUAUGGACAUAACUGAUUGCUUUAUUGAUGGAAACAAAAAUGGGGAGUUGCUGCUUGAUUUUUUGACAGAAACCUGUAAUUUUAGUAAAACUGCACCCCUUGACCUGAAAAAUGAAAUUGUUGAAGACCUUAAAAAGCUUGAAUAUAGUGAAAAGAGAGGUGACAAGUAUUUUUUUAAUAACAAUCUGAGUGCAAUAGUGAUUGAAUCCUAGAUGCAUUUAGCUGAAUUUCUUUGAGAUACCAUUUAACAAAUGGAACUUUUUUUAUAAUUUGUUAAAUAUUUCAUUCAUUGUGAAAUAUGUGAUACUUGGAGCAAAUGCUUAUAUAUACACACACACACACAGGAUAUACCAUUUUGUGGCUACUGUUAUAGUUGCUGAACAACAUUGUUAUGCAUUUAUAAUACUACAUAUUCAGACUUGGCUAAUAGAUUAAAACAUAAC
This is a messenger RNA of Rhineura floridana, 1249 nucleotides long. RefSeq names its product histamine N-methyltransferase (gene HNMT). The coding region runs from base 74 to 1018 and encodes 314 amino acids. The transcript has 7 exons. Gene Ontology annotation, molecular function: N-methyltransferase activity. The record is from RefSeq and is a predicted model, not a curated record. Lineage: Eukaryota; Metazoa; Chordata; Lepidosauria; Squamata; Rhineuridae.